Molecule: messenger RNA, 3732 nt
Organism: Xyrauchen texanus (razorback sucker)
Lineage: Eukaryota; Metazoa; Chordata; Actinopteri; Cypriniformes; Catostomidae
Product: palmitoyltransferase ZDHHC17-like
Exons: 17
Coding region: 14-1879 (621 amino acids)
Biological process (GO): protein palmitoylation
Cellular component (GO): Golgi membrane
Molecular function (GO): protein binding; palmitoyltransferase activity
Source: RefSeq, a predicted model, not a curated record
GUCGAGCAGCAAGAUGGAAGACGUUCUGGAUGAUUUUGAGAAAGAAGCUGGAUGCGUCCCAAUCCUGCAUCCUGAGGAAAUUAAAACCCAGAGUCACAACCAUGGCUACACCGAGAGUGUUAGCCGCAAGAGCCAUGUGGAUGACUACAGCACCUGGGACAUCAUCAAAGCCACCCAGUACGGGAUAUUCGAGCGCUGUCGUGAGCUGGUGGAGGCCGGGUAUGACGUGCGUCAACCUGAUAAAGAAAAUGUCACACUUCUACACUGGGCGGCAAUAAACAACCGCGUCGACCUGGUCAAGUACUACACAUCUAAAGGUGCCAUUGUGGACCAGCUGGGAGGAGAUCUCAAUUCAACACCACUGCACUGGGCUACAAGACAGGGCCACCUAUCCAUGGUGGUGCAGUUAAUGAAGUACGGCGCAGAUCCGUCUCUGAUUGACGGCGAAGGGUGCAGUUGUGUUCACCUGGCCGCUCAGUUUGGACACACCUCAAUAGUGGCUUAUCUUAUUGCCAAGGGACAGGAUGUUGAUAUGAUGGAUCAGAACGGCAUGACCCCUUUGAUGUGGGCAGCUUAUCGAACACACAGUGUUGACCCGACACGGCUGCUGCUGACGUUUAACGUGUCUGUGAAUCUGGGUGAUAAAUAUCAUAAGAACACGGCUCUGCACUGGGCAGUACUGGCAGGAAACACAACAGUCAUCAGUCUACUGCUGGACGCCAAUGCAAAUGUAGAUGCACAGAACAUCAAGGGGGAGACGCCGCUGGAUUUGGCCAAACAGAGGAAGAAUGUGUGGAUGAUUAACCAUUUACAGGAGGCCAGACAAGCCAAAGGUUACGACAGCCCAUCGUACCUGAAACGACUCAAAAUGGACAAGGAGUUCCGGCAGAAGGUAAUGUUGGGAACUCCAUUCCUGGUGAUUUGGUUGGUGGGGUUCAUUGCUGAUCUGGACAUUGACUCUUGGCUUAUCAAGGGUGUGAUUUAUGCAGUAGUGUGGCUCGUCGUGCAGUUCCUCUCAAAGUCUUUCUUCGAUCACUCCAUGCAUAGUGCUCUUCCUCUGGGCAUCUAUUUGGCCACCAAGUUCUGGAUGUACUUCACCUGGUUUUAUUGGUUUUGGAAUGAUCUGCCAUUCGUCACCAUUCACCUGCCCUUCCUGCUGAACAGUCUGGCUCUCUUCUACAACUUUGGCAAGUCCUGGAAAUCUGACCCUGGCAUUGUCAAAGCCUCUGAGGAGCAGAAGAAAAAGACUAUAGUUGAAUUGGCAGAAACGGGUUCUCUGGAUCUCAGUAUAUUCUGCAGCACUUGUUUGAUACGGAAACCCAUCAGAUCAAAACACUGCGCCGUGUGCAAUCGAUGCAUCGCCAAGUUUGAUCACCACUGCCCUUGGGUUGGCAACUGCGUAGGAAGUGGAAACCACCGUUACUUUAUGGGUUAUUUAUUCUUCCUGUUGUGUAUGAUCUGCUGGAUGAUAUACGGAUGCAUUUGUUACUGGAGGAUUCACUGUGCGACCAGCUACACUAAAGACGGCUUCUGGAUGUACAUCACUCAGAUCGCCACCUGCUCGCCGUGGAUGUUCUGGAUGUUCCUCAACAGUGCGUUUCACCUCAUGUGGGUCGCUGUGCUCAUUAUGUGCCAGCUCUACCAGAUUGCUGUUCUAGGCAUCACAACAAAUGAGCGAAUGAAUGCCAGAAGAUAUAAGCACUUUAAAGUCACAGCCACGUCCAUCGAAAGCCCUUUCAGUCACGGCUGUAUGCGGAACCUCAUCGAUUUCUUCGAGUUGCGCUGCUGUGGUCUGUUGCGGCCCGUGGUUGUAGACUGGACCUCCCAGUACACAAUAGAGUACGACCAGGUGUCCGGCUCAGGAUACCAGCUGGUGUAGCGGUCAGAAGAAGAGAGAGAGAAGUGCUGCUCACCGGGACCAUCUUCUUCACCGAGAGACUACAAACCUCACCCAGUCAGGAUUCGCAUGCUGUUAUUGGCUACCGUAACCAACCGACCCACCUCUACCUGCCCACUGCACCCGCCCCCCCUGCCAUAGACAGCACUACGAGACGCAGGGUUGAGAGGAACAGGAAGAGGAGGAUUUUGAUGACAUCGGCGGCAUGCGGCAUACUCUCCUCUAUUGGUCGGAAACGUUUUUUUUUUAGAUUGUUUUGCACAUCGAGUUCAUUUGACUGUGUUUGUCCUGUGGCCCCUUUUCUAUUGCUUUUUUUAUUAUUAUUAUUUUUUUUUAAGUGAUAUCAAAUAUUCAUCAUUUAAAUCCUGGUUGAACUCUGAACAGGAUUGAGAUUCAGCAUAGCAUAAGUGGAAGUCGUGUGGCAUUUUGGUAGUGGUUAAAGAGAGAAUUCACUCAAAUGAAAUUCUGUCAUCAUUUAGGCACAGUCAUGUUGUUCCAAAAGAAUGUUCAAACUGCUCUUUUCCAUACAAUGAAAGCAUAUAAGUGACCAUAAAACUCUCAAGCUCCAAAAGUGUCAUAAAAAUAGUCCAUGUAACUCGUGAACUAUAUUUGUGGUACUUUUACGAUUAGAAAUAUAACUGCAAAUGGUUUUGAAAUGACAGGAUUAAAUUAUUUGGGUGAAUUGUUCCUUUUAAGCUGGCUUGAUUCUCCUGAUCAUGAUUCUAUAUGAUUGCCUGAAUUUUACUGAUAUUUUCAUAUCAAUCUGAUCAAAACGGGCAUCAUGUAGUCUCAUGACUAGAGAGAUGCCCUCUUAAAUAAUGUGACGUAAAACAUAUUUAUUUUAGCCUAUUUAUAGAGUAUUUUUCAAAGAGUAAGUACGGUACCAUGUGGUCAUUUGACACGUUUUCAACAUUUAAAUGUAUACAUUUCUGCAUAUGUGUACAUAUAAAGCAUGUUUAAUAGUUUAGGUGGGUGACAAAUCUCACAAAACCUGUAAAGAUCACAUUUGACUUGAAAAUCAUGUUUUUUGUUUUUUUUGGCCAUAUAUAUACACUUUUUUUUUUUUUUUUUUGCAUCAACUUGGUUUUAAAGUAUUUAUACAUCAUAGUUGUAUUUAUUAUACGGCCUUUAGGCUGAUUUAAAAAAAAAAAAACACUGCAUUACAGUAACGAAUCUAAUAAGAUUCACCAUUACAGAGAAUUUUGGGGGGAUAAUUAGAUUUUUUUGCAAAUUAUUUCACAAUGCUUAAAUCAUAAUGGUCCUAAAAUAGGCUUAAUUUUUUUUAUUUACAUUAUUUUUUUGUUUAUAUAUUUUUUUUAUUUUUUGGGGGUAAAAUUUGUCCUUACCAUGUUCUUGACGGGUUUCGUGAGAUUCACCCUGGUGCCCUUAGAUUUCAAAUAACACACUCCUAUGUGAAACUCUAUUUAUUAUGUAUGUGUAGUUUUAGAAAUUUAUACAUUUAAAAAUGCUGUUUUGGGAAAGCCAUUAAGUGGACCUGAUACUGGUGUAAACUUAAUGGAAGAUACAGUUUAAUAUGCCAGCCCGCCAGAGGGGCUCCUUUCGUUUGUUUUGUUUUUAUUUUUGGCCGUGGCGACUUUUUUGUCGGCCUAAAACAAUGCACUGAUUUUAUUUUGUAUUUUUGUUGUUACUGAAGAAUCAAGCUUGAUAUUCCACUGUCUCCGAGGGAUCUUGGCGUUUUACGUAAAGCGCAAGCUCCUCCCCCUUUUGCUCUCCUCAGUUUCCUCUUCCUGUUGGUGCGGUGUUGUCAUAGCAGCAGCUGACGGGAUGAACUUGAUGUAAAGAAUGUGCAUCUGUACAUAAACUUGAUUUCUUUC